GUGCGUUACUUACCUCGACUCUUAGCUUGUCGGGGACAGUAACCGGGACCCGGUGUCUCCUCCUGUCACCUUAGCCUCCUAAUCCCUAGCCACUAUGCGUGAGUGCAUCUCCAUCCACGUUGGCCAGGCUGGUGUCCAGAUUGGCAAUGCCUGCUGGGAGCUCUACUGCCUGGAACAUGGCAUCCAGCCCGAUGGCCAGAUGCCAAGUGACAAGACCAUUGGGGGAGGAGAUGACUCCUUCAACACCUUCUUCAGUGAGACGGGUGCUGGCAAGCACGUGCCCCGGGCAGUGUUUGUAGACCUGGAACCCACAGUCAUUGAUGAAGUUCGCACUGGCACCUACCGCCAGCUCUUCCACCCUGAGCAGCUCAUCACAGGCAAGGAAGAUGCUGCCAAUAACUAUGCCCGAGGGCACUACACCAUCGGCAAGGAGAUCAUUGACCUCGUGUUGGACCGAAUUCGUAAACUGGCUGACCAGUGCACCGGUCUCCAGGGCUUCUUGGUUUUCCACAGCUUUGGUGGGGGAACUGGUUCUGGGUUCACCUCCCUGCUCAUGGAACGGCUCUCUGUUGAUUAUGGCAAGAAGUCCAAGCUGGAGUUCUCCAUCUACCCAGCGCCCCAGGUUUCCACAGCUGUAGUUGAGCCCUACAACUCCAUCCUCACCACCCACACCACCCUGGAGCACUCUGAUUGUGCCUUCAUGGUAGACAAUGAGGCCAUCUAUGACAUCUGUCGUAGAAACCUCGAUAUUGAGCGCCCAACCUACACUAAUCUUAACCGCCUUAUUAGCCAGAUUGUGUCCUCCAUCACUGCUUCCCUGAGAUUUGAUGGAGCCCUGAAUGUUGACCUGACAUUCCAAAAUCACACUGAAUGCUAA
Messenger RNA from Callithrix jacchus (white-tufted-ear marmoset), 877 nucleotides. The record is from RefSeq and is a predicted model, not a curated record. NCBI's taxonomy places the organism in Eukaryota, Metazoa, Chordata, Mammalia, Primates, Cebidae.